AUGGUUGCUGGUAAAUGGUUUUACCCCGCUACUACCAAUGCGUCCUAUCGGUUUUUAACAAGUGGGCGGCGCCCAGUCACACUUAUCAUAACAUUGAUUCUGGCAGGGGUCUUGUGGUUGACGCACACUCGGAACGUAGUCUCUGGAAGGAGCUACUAUGACCUUGUAGUGAACGGUGUUCUUUCUCCUACGUCGACGUCGGUCGCCAUUACCGACCAUCCUCCAAACUAUGAUUGGCUCAGACAGUGGGAGCGCGAACUUCCCCAACAUAACCUCAGCCUACCAGCACCUGAAGGAAAGACAGGUCGGUAUGUGAAAUUCUCGAGCCAGACACAGAUGCUCGGAUGGAACAACGUAUUUGGUGUCGUGCUCAUGGACGCCCAUCUUGCGCACGAAUCCGGGCGAGCGUACGUUUUCCAAGAUUACAUAUGGGAGCCAGCGCAUUAUCCGUGGACGAAGAAGGAUGAAUACGAGUGGCCGCCGAGAACACCCCUGAGUGCCCUACUUGCUGGCCCCGCAGCAGGCGGUCUUUGGGAACCAGACGACGGUACGCCUCGAUCCGUUUCCUCCGAAUGGUUCGAUGUCGUCUGCCCUCGAUCAGAACGUCGUUUCAUCCCCACCUCAGAAGUCAAGCAACGUGUAGGAUGGUCCGAGGGGGACGUAAUAUUCGACAAGUGGGUCAGCGUCCUGCGCGAAGCUCCCGAGUCGUGUAUCGAAGUCACCACGUCCUCCGAUGAUUCGUUCCCCCAGGUGUUUGAUCUAUGGUUGUGGGGAAAUACUCGCUUGCUCUCUAUGUGGGAGCGGUUUUCGAGCUCGGCGGUUUCUCGACUUGUUGCGACGUCGCCUAUUGUCAAGUCUGGUGUUGAUAGGAAUGAGUACCUGUUCCUGCCAAAGGGACCUCGGCCUCUCUAUCCAGCUAGUCAUAAUCCGUAUGAGCGUAUGCUUGCGAUGCACCUGCGCCGGGGAGAUUACGAGGGAGCUUGCAAACAUUUCUCGUUGUAUAGCUCUACGUUCUACGGAUGGAACCAGCUCGAGUUUCUACCUGAUCGGUUUACGGUGCCCCCAGGGGAAUACGGUCCCGAGAGAGAUGCGGUGUAUAUGAGCCGGUGUUUGCCUACUUUCGAGGACGUUAUCAAGAAAGUGCGGUUGGCAAGGGAGGAGUAUCUGCAGGGGACGGGGCGGACGUUGGAUGUGAUGUAUUUGUUGACUAAUGAGAAGGGGCAGUGGUUGGAGGAGUUGAGGGAGGCGUUGCGGGUUGAGGGGUGGAGUACGGUACGGACAAGUAGGGAUCUUACUUGGGAUUCUGCGGAGCAGAAGGAUUUGAGUAUGGCGGUUGAUAUGGAUAUUGCUCGGCAGGCUGCUGUUUUCGUUGGGAAUGGGUGGUCCUCUUUCAGUAGCAACAUCGUGCAUAGAAGGCUCGUUGAUGGGAAGAAACCUAUGAGUACCCGAUUCUUUUGA
Molecule: messenger RNA, 1458 nt
Organism: Desarmillaria tabescens
Lineage: Eukaryota; Fungi; Basidiomycota; Agaricomycetes; Agaricales; Physalacriaceae
Exons: 3
Coding region: 1-1458 (485 amino acids)
Source: RefSeq, a predicted model, not a curated record